AUUCUCCGACCCCAGCAUCACAAAGAUUAGAGCGUCGAGUGAUUCAAGGGCCCCACCUUGAUUUCCAGAAAGGUAGCUUCGACAUCUUGUCAGUCAUUCCUUUCCGUCCGAGCCGAUGCUGCGCAUGCGCGCAAUCCCUCGCGUUCAGCAACAUGGCUUACGAAGUGGAUAAACAGCAUAUUUCAAAGAAGAGCAAACACAGAGAUCCGCCAAAAUGAACCGAUCACUUUCGGUCCGGUCCAAGAAGGCCAGUUCCGGCGUCUCCGAGAAGCAGCCGUCAAAGCACCGCUUUACGAUGGCAUCUCUGCGCGGCACACAGCAGCCGGAGCUCUCGAAGAAGCUGUACAAGAUUAUCAAAACCGAGAACCAUGUGAUUGGCGCUCACGAGUCCGCUGCGCGCGAGCAAGUCAGUGUUGCUAGACAACUCUCGGAAUGGGGCGAGGCAACCGAAGAUGAGACAAUAUCAGAGGUGUCAGACAAAUUGGGUGUGCUUAUGGCGGAGAUUGCAGAACAGGAGGAUCUCUAUGCACAAGCCUUGGAAGACUACCGAGGAGUCUUGAAGCAGAUUCGCAACACCGAGAGCUCAGUGCAGCCCAGCCGAGACCACAAGGCUAAGAUCUCUGACGAGAUUGCCAAACUCAAAUACAAAGAGCCUCAGAGCACCAAGAUUGUUCAGCUCGAACAGGAACUUGUCCGCGCCGAGGCUCAGAGCUUGGUGGCGGAGGCGCAACUGACCAACAUUACACGUCAAAAGUUCAAGGAGGCAUAUGACCAGUACUUCGCAGCUACGAUUGAGCGUGCUGAAAAGCAGACCAUUCUGGCGAAGCAUGCUCGUCGACUUAUCAACCUCGUUGACGACACCCCCAUUGUUCCCGGAGAUGCGCAUCCUCCUUUCGCAGGCGCAGAAGAGUCCCGUCAAGUACUGAAUGAUGCGGAAGACGACCUUCGCAACUAUCAGUUGCAUGUUGAGCCUAUCACCUCUAACGCUGGCAACUUGGGCGUGGGAGCCAUGCCUGGAGCACCAGUUGGUGGCGCGUCUUUGCAACAGACUGCACAGUACGCGAACACGGUCGGCACGAGUGAGGAUGGCGGUUACGCAGAGUCGAGCGUGCAGGGCACCGACGUCGGAAGCCAGCCUCCGUACCCUGUGUCAGAAUCGGAGAGACUGGAGCAGCAGCAGGCUGACGAGAUGAAAGCCACUCAGCAGCAGCCGGUCUCGUUCCAACACGUUGCCUAAGUCGGGAUGUGCUGAGACGUUGCCACGUUUGGUUGCUUGCUCGGAAUGAUAUGCUGGUAGCGUUCGGUACGGUUGUGUCUUGUGACCAUCUGGUCGAUUAAUGUUUAUGUAGAGCUGUUUUUAAUUGUAGCUUCUUACCCCCGAG
Messenger RNA from Didymella exigua CBS 183.55, 1382 nucleotides. RefSeq lists its product as uncharacterized. NCBI's taxonomy places the organism in Eukaryota, Fungi, Ascomycota, Dothideomycetes, Pleosporales, Didymellaceae. Gene Ontology annotation, cellular component: eisosome filament; plasma membrane. The record is from RefSeq and is a predicted model, not a curated record. The coding region runs from base 215 to 1237 and encodes 340 amino acids. Gene Ontology annotation, molecular function: lipid binding. Gene Ontology annotation, biological process: negative regulation of protein kinase activity; endocytosis; eisosome assembly. The transcript is spliced from 4 exons.